Messenger RNA from Camelina sativa (false flax), 723 nucleotides. NCBI's taxonomy places the organism in Eukaryota, Viridiplantae, Streptophyta, Magnoliopsida, Brassicales, Brassicaceae. The record is from RefSeq and is a predicted model, not a curated record.
CUUCCACUUCCAUGCCUUUAUUUAUUUUUCUUUUGUUCUUUUUCACGUUUUCAACUCUCUAUUAUAACUAUUUCAUAAGUUUGGAAAAUUAAGAGAGUCAUCAUUAAUGUUGAAUACUUUCAACACAAUGCUUCCCUUCCUCGAAACUCAGAUCAUGUCACAAUAUCCGAUCCUCUGAUCACUUACAUCUCUCAUUUAAAUUAACAGCAACCAAGUCUCAGAAGAUGGAGAGCUCAACUGGGUUCAUGACAGUCUUCGCGGUCUCCGGAAGCGUGGUGCUCCUUGCAGCUCAGCUUCACAAGCGUCUCCUCUCUGAUUACAUGGACAAGCUCGACCCUCAACAUCUUAAUAAGGAAAGCAAGAAAAAGAAGAAGAAAGUGAGCUUUGCAGAAGAUAUGGUGGAGCCAUCAGGGAACAACGAAGAGUAUCGCCGGAGUUUUCGCAAAUCAAAGUUGGAGUAUCGAUCUUGAAAGCAGAAGAAGAAGAAGAAGAAGAAGAAGAAUCCCACAAAAGAGUCAAGUUCUAUAACAAGUCAACAUUCAACACAAUAGUUCUUUUUGUAUAAAUUUUCUCUUAUAUUUUUUUCCUAAUUUGGUACUAGUUCUAUAGUUGCUACAUACCCCAUUCAAUGUUUUUUUUUUAAUGUCAAACUGUCAAUGGACGUCGAUGUGUUGUUAAUGUUCUGAAUUCGUAUCGACUAGCGUAUUAAUUGGUACCAGCCAG